This is a messenger RNA of Musca vetustissima, 1188 nucleotides long. RefSeq names its product mannose-6-phosphate isomerase (gene Mpi). Lineage: Eukaryota; Metazoa; Arthropoda; Insecta; Diptera; Muscidae. Gene Ontology annotation, biological process: GDP-mannose biosynthetic process; carbohydrate metabolic process. Gene Ontology annotation, molecular function: mannose-6-phosphate isomerase activity; zinc ion binding. The coding region runs from base 10 to 1182 and encodes 390 amino acids. The transcript is spliced from 3 exons. The record is from RefSeq and is a predicted model, not a curated record. Gene Ontology annotation, cellular component: cytosol.
AACAUAAUCAUGGAACUUGUGGGCAAUAUCAAAAACUACGAAUGGGGCAAGCUGGGACAACAAUCACAAGUGGCAAAAUUGGCCAAAGCCAACAAUGAUAAUUUUACAAUUAAUGAGGAAGCCCCCUAUGCCGAACUGUGGAUGGGUACCCAUUGCAGUGGUCCAUCGCUGCUCAAGUCAACGGGCACCGAAUUGGGUCAGGUGUAUGAACAACCUUUGCCCUAUCUCCUGAAAGUGUUGAGUAUACGCAAAGCUUUAAGUAUACAGGUGCACCCGAAUAAGGAUGAAGCCAAACAUUUGCACAGAGAGCGACCGGAUAUCUAUAAAGAUCCAAAUCACAAACCCGAACUGGCCAUAGCUUUGACUCCAUUCACAGCCUUGUGUGGUUUUCGACCCUAUGAAGAAAUCUAUCAAUUUUGUCAAGAACUACCAGCCCUAAAGAAGCUACUUGGGGGAGAUAACAUCAUUGAGAAUUUACGCAAUGGCAAGCAUAGUGAUUUGAAAAAAUGCUAUCAGGCCCUAAUGACGGCCGAUCCAUCGGCAAUUGCCCAAUGUAUUGAUGACAUUGCAAACAAUUAUAUGACCAUCCUUGAAAAAUAUCAUUUACAUGAUAUUUUCAAAACCAUUAACGCUGACUUUCCCGAUGAUGUUGGUGUUCUAUCGUUGUUCUUUGUCAAUCUGAUUCAUCUGCAACCUGGAGAAUCCAUCUAUUUGGGUGCCAAUGAAAUACAUGCCUAUUUAUCCGGAGAUUGUAUUGAAUGUAUGGCCUGUUCCGAUAAUGUUAUACGUGCCGGUCUCACCCCCAAAUACAAAGAUGUUCAACAGCUGUUGACUUCGUUAAAUUACACAGGUUCGGCAGCUGAGACACGUCUAUUUAAAGCAAAAAUCCUCGAUGAAUAUACAAAAAUAUUUGCCCCACCUGUCGAAGAUUUUGCCGUUGUCAAUAUCCUCUUGCCAGAAACCCAAUCAUCUACAUAUUCAUUAAAAUUACCACAACAUCCGGGAAUAUUAUUAGUUUUAAGCGGUUCUCGAAUUUUACAACUUAAAGGACAUUCCAAUUUAGUAUUAAAAACUGGUUCGAUUAUUUUCAUACCACCCGAUUGUAUGGAUAGCAUUGAGUUUUUACACACAGAGACGCCGAGCGACUUUCAAGCAUAUUUGGCCACUAUAAAUUCGUUUUGAUUUAAC